AUGCUUUGCCUAGUGCUCUUUGCGCUGUGUCUGAGCCGCUCAGAUGUGGCUGCCUUCAGUUCAAUCGCUGAAAAUGAGGACGCGCUCCUCAAACAUUUAUUUCAAGGCUAUCAGAAAUGGGUCCGCCCCGUGGAAAACUCCAAUGACACCAUCAAAGUCCUUUUUGGGUUAAAGAUAUCACAGCUGGUGGAUGUGGAUGAGAAGAAUCAGCUGAUGACAACCAACGUGUGGCUGAAGCAGGAAUGGAUCGACCAUAAGCUCUCCUGGAAUCCAGAGGAAUAUGGUGGGAUCACCGCCAUCCGUGUCCCCUCUGAGUCCCUGUGGCUUCCUGACAUUGUUUUGUUUGAAAAUGCUGAUGGACGUUUUGAAGGAUCCCUGAUGACCAAAGUCAUAGUGAAGUACAAUGGAGUGGUGACCUGGACACCACCGGCCAGUUAUAAGAGCUCCUGCACGAUGGACGUGACCUUCUUCCCCUUCGACAGGCAGAACUGCUCCAUGAAGUUUGGGUCGUGGACAUAUGAUGGCAGUAUGGUGGACUUGAUUUUAGUGGAUGAAAAUGUAGACAGGAAAGACUUCUUUGAUAAUGGGGAGUGGGAGAUCUUAAACGCUAAAGGUAUGAAAGGCAACAGGAAGGAUGGGCUGUACUCUUACCCAUUUGUCACUUACUCCUUUGUGUUGAGACGCCUUCCUCUGUUUUACACGCUUUUCUUAAUAAUCCCCUGCCUGGGAUUGUCUUUUCUAACUGUCCUGGUGUUUUACCUGCCUUCAGAUGAAGGAGAAAAGCUUUCAUUGUCUACAUCAGUUCUAGUGUCCCUCACUGUUUUCCUUUUAGUGAUCGAGGAAAUAAUCCCUUCUUCUUCCAAAGUCAUCCCCCUGAUUGGUGAGUAUCUGCUGUUCAUCAUGAUUUUUGUGACCCUCUCUAUCAUCGUGACUGUGUUUGUUAUCAACGUCCACCACCGCUCCUCAGCAACUUACCAUCCCAUGGCUCCCUGGGUUAAAAGGCUCUUCCUCCAGAAGCUGCCUCGGCUGCUCUGCAUGAAAGGCCAUGUAGAUCGUUACUCCUUCUCAGAGACUGAAGAAAAGGAAACCACCUUGAAAUCAAAGCUCCCGGGGAAGCAAAAACACAAGCAAGCAAAAGAUGGAGAGAAAAUUGUUAUUGCCUUUCUGGAAAAGGCAGCUGACUCCAUUCGAUACAUUUCCAGGCAUGUUAAAAAGGAGCAUUUCAUCAGACAGGUUGUCCAAGACUGGAAGUUUGUAGCUCAAGUCCUGGAUCGGAUCUUCCUGUGGUUGUUUCUGGUGGUGUCAGUGACAGGUUCAGUUCUCAUCUUUACCCCUGCAUUACAGAUGUGGCUGAACAGCGCUUUGUAG
Egretta garzetta (little egret) is the source of this 1368-nucleotide messenger RNA. It is a transcript of the gene CHRNB3, whose product is annotated as cholinergic receptor nicotinic beta 3 subunit. Gene Ontology annotation, cellular component: postsynaptic membrane; synapse; neuron projection. NCBI's taxonomy places the organism in Eukaryota, Metazoa, Chordata, Aves, Pelecaniformes, Ardeidae. Gene Ontology annotation, biological process: signal transduction; chemical synaptic transmission; monoatomic ion transmembrane transport. The transcript is spliced from 6 exons. The record is from RefSeq and is a predicted model, not a curated record. The coding region runs from base 1 to 1368 and encodes 455 amino acids. Gene Ontology annotation, molecular function: transmembrane signaling receptor activity; acetylcholine-gated monoatomic cation-selective channel activity.